GAGCGCGCCGGGCGCGGUCCCUUUAAGGCUGAGCCCCGCCCCCCACCCCGCUGUCCGCUGCUCCCCGGCCGGGCGAGGUGAGGGGAGGUAGCGCGAGAGCGGCCGGGGCCGGGGCGGGGAAGGGGCCGGAGCCGGAGCCUGGCGCGCGCCACCUCGCGCGGAAGGAGAGACGUCCUGCCGCCCGCGCCCGCUCCCGGGCCUCGCGCCGCCGGACUGAAUCGCUCCCAACCAAAAAGAACUCCUGAAUUUUUCUAAGUCUUUGGAGGAUAAAAGAUGUGCCAUGGAAUGAUAGCACCAAAGAGCAGCCCAGGAGUGCCGCUUGCUUUGACCAGUCAUGGAUUAUUUCUUCCACUAGUUAUCUUCAGUACAUUCAUCUUAGAGAGCCAGGCCUCAGGUUACGAAACGCCUGGACACAGGAGGAGGAGGAGUGGAUGUCGUAUACCUGGACUUCAGGAAGGCCUUCGAUACGUUUGUCCCCGGCCACCAGAGCCUGAGAAUGGAGGCUACAAAUGCCACCCAACUCCGUGCAGAGAGCCUCUGAUAACUGACAGUGUCAUAGAGUAUUUCUGUGAUGAAGGCUACAUGCUGAAGGGAGGUUACAACUUCCUGACCUGUGAGAAUGGAGAGUGGAAUCCAACCAUGGAAGUUAGCUGUAGGCUCAGUGAAGACAAAGAUUCUCCCCCAACAAUUGGGGUGCCCACCUUGUCCAUCGUGGCCUCCACAGCGAGUUCAGUAGCUCUGAUCCUUCUCCUCGUGGUGUUGUUUGUUUUGCUGCAACCAAAGCUGAAGUCCUUCCAUCACAGCAGACGAGACCAAGGUGUGUCUGGGGACCAGGUUUCUAUCAUGGUGGAUGGUGUCCAAGUGGCUUUGCCGUCCUACGAAGAAGCAGUCUAUGGCAGCGCAGGGAACUGUAUUCCACCCUCGGAUUCACGGGUGCAGAUCGUGCUGUCAGAGGGAGCUGGGCAGAGUGGAGCAAGAGAGAUGCAACAGCAGCAUCACCAGCUGCAGGACCAGGGAGCUCAUAAUGGCUUCACAGGGGAGGAUGAGGCCCCAGGACGCUCUGGACUGUAUGAAGCCAGUGGCUCUCAGCGCUCUGAGACUGUUCUUGUGCACCAGGCCACCACCUCUUCCUGGGUAGCUGGUGUGGCUAGCAGCAGGCCUGUGCACCAAGAGGCUCAAGACUCAGAAAACAGUGACAUACAAAGCCUUUUAUCACUUACUUCCUCUGAGGAAUAUACAGAUGAUAUUCCAUUGUUGAAGGAAGCAUGAGGCCUGCUGCACUUGUUUAGCCUUCUUCCUCUUGGUUUCUCCUUUCUUCCUUGGGAUGCAAGCACUCUGUGCAACCUUCCCCACCCUUGCGAGCUGUGCCCUGGAUACCUCCAAGCAGAGACCCCUCAGCUCAUGAUCCAAAGGAUGUUGCCAGGUUGCCUCUUCAAUGCGCAACUGGGGUUGGUGCAGUUCUGGCCUCCCCAUUCCAUCUGCAUUAGGGGCUCAAGUAAUGUAAUGAAGUUGAGCUCUUCCCUCUUCUUCCUUCCCCCAGCCAGUUGUUUGACAGCAGUCUCUGCAGAGCUGCUAUUUACUUGUGCCUUUCUCCUUCUCACACCGGCUUGUUGCAGCUUCUCACAGGCCUCGCAAGCUCUUCUGCUGCACAGAAUGCAGGAGCCAAGAACUACUUGCUCACUGAGUGCAGACAUGGUUUAUAUAUAGGCUCUUCUUUCAGCAUCCCCCUUGCAUCUAGGACAGGACAGGAUUCCCCCGGAGUGCUGAGCCUGGGCUUGACUGAAGUUCCAGAAUGGGUAAUCUACACUAUCCAACAGUGUUCAGCAUUGUUAAGAUGAAGUGGUGCCCUCUGUUAGUUAGCUGCCCAAUAACAAGUUACUGGGUAUUGCUAGCGAUGGUAAAAACAGAAAUCUGCUGUUUCUUUACAGGUUUCUGGGGAUGCCUUCUGUCCCUUACAAAAUCCUGCUGAAAUAGCAGCAUGAUUGUAAAUCUGCAGGAUUCCACUCCAGAGUCCCAAUAUCACUCCGUAAUCCACUUGGUAUUUUUUGUGUCUAGAAGUCUGGGGCUGUGUUUUCACUAAAAACCAUUAGCAGUUCUUCCAGGGUUGGGCUAGUGUAGGGACAGCUUCAGGGGUUAAAUCUGAGAGAAUUUCUGAGCAUGGCCAGCUCUCAACAAGGCCAAAAGCAAGCAGACUGAUAGUACCACUUGGAUCCUCUGAUCUGCAUUUUAACCAAGCCUAUGCUAACUGGAGGUUAGCCGCAUUCAUUUGACACCAGCGUGUGCUAGGAUUGAGCCUUGACGUCUCCAAAGCCCUGCUCUUGAGGGCUUCAAGUGGCUUUGGCUAGGUUUACAUAGUACAUUUUCCAUCCCGAGUAGCAGCCCUCAUUCACAUUGUGCUACUCUGGAUGGGCUGCUUCCCAAACAAAGUAGUACAAGGGCAAGUUAAAUAGCACUGCUGAGUGAUGGGGCCAGUUAGCUCACCCAUGGAGCCAUGCAUAUGGGACUACAUUGCUUCUGGUUUUAAAGAGGUAGCCUACUUGGACCAUUGUGUCAGAAGGUGCUGCCACGGGGUGGGGUGGGGGAGCACUAAGGGGCCACAAGUUUGCCCUUUAGUUUACAGCCCUUGAAACUUUAAACAAAUAACAAGGACUUGUUUCUGCUUCAGCUUGUUAGCCACCACUCCCUAGAACUUUACAUGACUUUAAAACAAAAAAAUAUGUCAGGAAUACUUUCCCCUCCCUUCAUUCUGCUCCCCUUUCCACCAAGCAGCAUAAGGGCUUUUCAUAUGCCCCCUGACCUCACAAACCCUCCUAAUGUUUGAAAAAUGUGGUCAGUGGGGGAGAAAAAAACCUAGCCAGGAAAUGUUUUGGCUUUGGAGUUGGGAUCCCUGCUGACCUUGUCAGCAGUAGUGCAGUGCUGAGCAGUGUAAGGCUGGGUCAUCGCUUUCUAAAUGGUUCAAACAUCUCUUCCUGACUUCCUGCCAUCAGAGUCAUGCGGCUGUUUUAUCCCAACAGAUCUCUGAGCAUGUGUUAUAGUCCCCAUCCCACAGGCAUCUUCAUGUGUGGGAGAACAAUGUAUUUGCUAAACAUCUUUUUAAAAGCAUGAGUGAAUGCAGUGUGGUUUCCUUGCCUGGUGUUUGGGGAGAGGGCAUGGCAGGUAUUUAAACAGUGGGCUAGAGUAUAUAAGUUAGGAGUCCACCCACAAAGGUGGAGAAGGUAGGAACUUGUCAGUACAUGCUGAGGGUUGUUCUAGGUGGGGUUCCCUACAGGAAACAUACUCGCUGUGCUCAGAUUCAAUUUCAGUUCAGUGGGAGCAAUGAGAGAGAUGGCCUUACACAGCAAGUUGUAACUUAUGGGGAGACGCUACUUUUCCCAAUCAUGGGUGGACUCCACUUCUAUUUAUAAUUUCCCCCCCAGUUCUCCCUCCCACACGUGCACACAAUUAGUUCUGUGGUAUUAAGUCAGUGCUUUAUGUACCUCUUAAAAAAAAAAAAAAAAAAUUAUGACUGUAGCAGCUGAGGUUUAGCUCACUCUCCAGCAGGCAGCAAUUGGCUACAGUAUUUGUCACAAGAAUGGCUUAAGAGAUGCAAUCAAGUUCAAAAUAGUAUGUUUUUAACCAACCUUCUUUACCUGUGCUAUUCACAGCACCCUAGCUUACUGCAGAAAUUUGGCAAUCCAACUUUCCUUGUCCUGAAUGGCUUUUGUCUGUCUUUCAGUUUGAUCAGUAGAAAUUCCACUUGUCUACUCAGUUUCAUUUCCCACUUAUCUCUACUGCAGUGCUUGCAUUCCAAACAGUGCAGGGGUAAGAUUUUUCAUUUGUGCGUCGUUUGCACUGGAAUUUUAAAGUGAAAUAGGACAAAAAAAGUAGGUUUUUAAAAAUCUUUCCUUACCAAAAUUGCCUUUGAUCCAAGUUGAGCUGAGUAUGCCUGUGCACUGAUCUCACAUUUCUUAGCAAAGUGCUUGGGCAUGGCAGGAGUACAAUGCCAUUGUUUUCUGCUCUUGCAAGGCAUACAAAAUAGAAUGAGUUGUUUUAAUUAAUUGAUUGAUUGGUUAAUUAAUUGAUUGAUUGUGGUGCCUAUCUUCAAGAAAGGGAGGAAAGUGGAUCUGGCUAACUAUAGGCCCAUCAGCCUGACUUCUAUCCCGGGGAAGAUCUUAGAAACGUUUAUUAAAGAGGCCAUCCUUAAUGGACUGGCCAACGCCAACAUCCUGAGGGAUAGCCAGCACGGGUUUGUCGCGGGUAGGUCUUGCUUGACCAAUCUCAUUUCCUUCUACGACCAGGUGACCUAUCACCUGGACAAGGGAGAAGAGAUUGAUGUCAUAUAUCUUGACUUCAAAAAAGCCUUCAAUCUGGUAUCCCAUGAUCACCUCUUGGUGAAACUGGCCAAUUGUCACCUUGGGUCCUCCACGAUCCACUGGCUGGAAAAUUGGCUCCGUGGUCGGACCCAGAGGGUAGUAAUUGAUGGAAGUCACUCAUCGUGGUGUCCUGUGACCAGUGGGGUCCCCCAAGGCUCUGUCCUUGGACCCAUACUGUUCAACAUCUUCAUUAAUGAUGUGGACACUGGAGUCAGAAGCGGACUGGCCAAGUUCGCCGAUGACACCAAACUUUGGGGCAAAGCAUCCACACCAGAAGACAGGCGGAUGAUCCAGGCUGACCUGGACAGGCUCAGCAAGCGGGCGGACGAGAAUCUGAUGGUGUUCAACGCCGAUAAAUGCAAAGUUCUCCACCUUGGGAAGAAAAACCCGCAGCAUCCUUAUAGGCUCGGCAGUGCUACGCCGGCUAGCACUAUGGAAGAAAGAGACUUUGGGGUCAUCAUUGACCACAAGAUGAACAUGAGCCUGCAAUGCGAUGCUGCAGCUAGUAAAGUGACCAAAACACUGGCUUGCAUCCAUAGAUGCUUCUCAAGCAAAUCCCGGGCCGUCAUUCUCCUCUUGUACUCGGCCUUGGUGAGGCCGCAGCUGGAGUACUGCAUCCAGUUUUGGGCUUCACAAUUCGAAAAGGAUGUGGAGAAGCUUGAGAGAGUCCAGAGAAGAGCCACGCGCAUGAUCAGAGGUCAGGGAAGCAGACCCUACAAUGACAGGCUGAGAGCCCUGGGGCUCUUUAGCCUGGAAAAGCGCAGGCUCAGGGGUGAUCUGAUGGCCACCUACAAGUUUAUCAGGGGUGACCACCAGGAUCUGGGGGCAAGUUUGUUCAUCAGAGCGCCCCAAGGGAUGAUGACUAGGUCAAACGGUCAUAAACUACUACAAGACUGUUUCAGGCUGGACAUAAGGAAGAAUUUCUUUACUGUCCAAGCCCUCAAGGUCUGGAACAGCCUGCCACCAGAGGUGGUUCAAGUGCCUACAUGGAACACCUUCAAGAGCAAACUGGAUGCUUAUCUUGCUGGGAUCCUAUGACCCCAGCUGAGUUCCUGCCCUUUGGGCAGGGGGCUGGACUCGAUGAUCUUCCGAGGUCCCUUCCAGCCCUAAUGUCUAUGAAAUCUAUGAAAUUAGCUUAUGGUCCCUAAUAAUUGAGCUGAUGGAGGCCAAUUGCACUAACAUCCUCCCUUGGAGGAUCUGUACCCUAAACUCAGUUCAACGCUGAAGGGACAGAAAAGUACGUUCUCUUAAUGCCACGUGAAAUUGGUACUGAGGCCUGACUUUGCACUGCACUGCACGUUAAAACCAGCAGGCACUCACCCAGCAAAAAACGCACAAAAUGUCCCUGCUCACUCACCACUAUUCUUACAGUGUGACUAGCCUUCAACUGAAAGGAAGUAUUAUCAAUUGGAAAAAGACAAGCACUGGAAAAAAGGGGUGUCUUAAGUUUGUUUCUCUCAUAGUAGUUUCGUGUGUGUGUGUGUGUGUGUGUGUGUGUAUGUGAGUGAAUUUUCAUAAUCAACACAAAACCAAUCGGCACCUCUUUGAUUCUUAAGAGGAUGAAACAUCAGCUGCUGACACUGAAACACUGCUUUGGGUGAGGAUAGUCUAGUCACAGAUAGCACACCGGUUGGUAACCUCAGAUGACUCCAGCUGUCUUGACACUUGUAGAAGACCGGAGCACAGUGUUCCUCUAUAGGAAAAGCCAUGGGAAGUAGAGAUGUUAGAUCCCAUGCGAGACAAAACAAGUGGGAACAGCUCUUGGAUUAACCUGUUCUUCUACGCCAAGCCCUCAGUUUUAGAGGUUUUGUACAUAUAAAAUGAAAGAGAAUAAGGGGGAGGGGAGAAAGGACUAAACUAUUUGUUGGAGUUUUUAAAAUGGGGGAAAAAGUUCCUGCUUUUUUACAGAGCAGCAAGUGGGCUGUUUCCAGGGGGCAUCACUAGGGGAAAUGGGGCCCUAGAAGGAAUAUGGCACGCUUGAACUCCCAUUUUAGUCCAUAGGAAUGAGGAUUGAAGGGCUGAGCCUUAAGUAACCCAUGCUCAUGAGGUCUGCUGUGGUUGUGUCUUGCUAGUGUUAAGUUUGAGUGAAAAAUACAUUCCUCCUCGCUGCUGUCAUAGGCCACCAUAUUCAGGAAGAAGCUGCCUUCCCAGAGCCCCCCACAGGAUGGCUUUUGUUCUGUUAGCAUGCCAUAUCCUGAAAUACUUACCAAGAGCAUGACAGUGAUUUUAAUUGCACAUGAUCAUUCAAAAUAAAUAGCACUUAUUUUUUUUUAUCCUGAUAUUUUCAUUAAAUAAAUGAAAGGACACUAUCAGAAGAAACUUACAAAAAGUACUAUGUGCAAUAGGAACAUUUCCAGGAUUCCCUCUGCAUUACAGUAGAAAGUGUUUUUUAAAUGUAUUCUUCUAGGGAGUUUGCAACCCAAACAGUACAAUUUCAUACCAGUGUGGGAGAAUCCAAAAGUAAAACUGAUAGUAAACCAAAGGGGGAGCAGAUUAGUCUUUCUGUACUCAAAUAAAAUUUGGAAGGUAACUUUAAUCACAGGGGUGUUUUAACACAGUGAAGGGUGUUAAUAGCACAGGUUAGGGGAACUUCUUUGUAGGCUUACGGACUUCUUAAUAAAUAAGAGCUUUGCCUCACCCUGUAUGGUGAGGUGUCAAGUAAAAAAAAAAACAAAGCAACAACCCUUCAAAGCUCCACUUGGCUAAUAGUCCCACAGGCAAGUGUGGUUAAGGCACUCCAGUGUUUGUAGCUGUAGCACACAAGGGAGUGAUGUAGCUGGCGUAGCAACUGGCUGCACAUUUGACUCCCUGUUGCUGUUGACCAGGUGCCCAUUCAGAGUUGGGUCAACUCCGGACAGUCUGGCUUGAAUCACAAGCAAAGUGCAAGUCCGUGCCUCUGGAGCUGUAGCAAGAUGCCUUAACUGCUCUUUCACUGUUGCCCAUCCUACCAACUUCCCAUGCCUCCACUACUUAAUGGGAGAAUGCUGCAAAGCAGGCUUGUCCAACAUAUGGCCCGCGGGCCACCAUGCGGCCCUCCAAGCUGUUUCCUGAGGCCUGAGGUGCUGCGACAGGAAACUAAAGUAAACACUGUACUUUUGUUUUUGGGGGGGGGGGGGGAUACCGCUUCCUGUGAGGUCUUUGAAUAUGGCUCGCCAGCCCACUGGGUGAUAAAAAGUUCAUGAUUCGGCCCCACGUUCAAAAAGGUUGGACACCCCUGCUGCAAAGGAUUCAGUCUUCAGGGUUUAUGCCCUUUCCAAUGAGGUGCACAGGACAAGAAGAAAUACAAACCGAAGGAGUGGUGUUCUUCCUUUGUGUGGGGUUGUUGCUCGGGUAGGGCCCUGCAGAUCUGAGAGGAAGUAGCGUUCCCCAAUGGGAAGCCUGCAGUGUAGAAGAUGGUUGACUUCGUGAGAAUCCUCUCGCACUUCUCCCUUGGGCAUCCGCCUGGGUUUUCCUCAUAAAAAAUUCCCUGGCUUAGUGCGACUUUUAGGCCCCUGGAGCUGUGAUUUGGCCUAAUGGUGCUGGGAGCAAUCAAAGAGUAAAGGUUAUAUAUGUUUUACCAUUUUAGCAGGAGAUAAAGCAAGUUGUCCCCAGCAGGGGGGGAAUUUGUGUCAAUUUGAGGUGGGAGUGGAUGAGGACAACAAGAUCAGUUAUAGGAAAUAAGCUAGGCUGUAAGUACAAAAGAGACCACACCUAAGAAAAUGGUGGGGAGGGUCAGGAGUUGACGCAGUUUGGUGCUGUACACGAUGCUGCAGGUGACUCAUGCUUUCCCAUGCAAAUGCCUACAGUGGUUAGUAGUUUGAUCCAAUUCUCACAGAAGCUUUAGCUCUGCAAUAGAAGGACAUGGUCACACAGCAAAGUAAAAGCAAAGUUCAGAUUGUCUUGCCAAUCUGUUUUUGACAGCACCUGGGACCACUAAACUAAUCUUUUAAGUCUCUUUGGCUUUUUGAUGGCAGUGAUGUGUAUUUACACUUUUACUGCCCUGUACUGUCUGGCCAGUGGAACCAGUCUUCCAUUUCACUUCCUGGUUCUCAGUAUGUGAUGCAAUAAAUUCUAUUCCCCCACAAAAGGGAACUGCGGGUUUAAAUUAGUUCGAUGAAAGCAUUUGUUUGCCUGGGACCUUGCCAUUAGAAUCUUUCAGCUUACUUUGAAAUGUGUAUGAUGUACAGAAAGACUUCGUAGGGCUGGCUUCAUUUUAGGGAGUAUACUUAUAUAGGAAGUGAGGCACCUUCCUACCUGUCAGAACCUCCAUUGAUUAUCCUGCUCAUCUCUGACCAGAGCGUGGUAGUCUCCCAGAUGUCUCUUCGGGGAGCUCUGUCCUACAGUGCUUCUAACUUGGCUUUCUGCAUCAUUUUUAAGAGGUUACCUAUGGUGUUUGCAUGGAGUGGGCGUGUCUUGAAUUAAACUGACGCCCCUCUAUUUAUCACACGCUUUAAGCCGUGCUUAUGCUUCUGUCUGAGGGUGAGCCAGGAGAGGGGCAAUCUUAUUCUGCUGAAAAUGUUUUGGGGUUUUUUUUUUCCAACUUUAUAUGUAAGAGUUUGAACAAAACACAAGGUGGAACUGUCUGUGGAGCAGACACCUUAUGAUGCAGUGGGUAGACUGCAAGUAGUUGCAGAUGCAAACCCAAGGGGAGCUUGGUUGCCUUCAAUACAUUAAUCUUUUUUGUUUCUCUCCUGUUCUUUUUUCCUCUGUGUUGCACCACUAUGGAAUUAUUUGCAGAAUGGUACUCAUGUGGGAUUGACAAACAAAUAAAAAACUGUAAUUGAUACUGUGCAGGAUGUCACUUCAAUCAGUUUUAUUUUGCUUUAUAUAUAUAUAUAUUUUUCCUGGUAUCCUGUACAUUGCAGUGGGUGUGAAGAUAGUAUUUUAAUAUUUGUACAAAGUUUAAUUUAAUUUUAAUUGUUCUAUGUAUAUAACUGCAUUUCUAAAUUAAAAAAAGUUCUUUUGAAGUGAA
Messenger RNA from Alligator mississippiensis (American alligator), 9303 nucleotides. It is a transcript of the gene SUSD6, whose product is annotated as sushi domain containing 6. Bases 274 to 1269 code for a protein of 331 amino acids. The record is from RefSeq and is a predicted model, not a curated record. The transcript has 7 exons. Lineage: Eukaryota; Metazoa; Chordata; Crocodylia; Alligatoridae.